AUGUCAACGCCAGCUGGAGCCUCGGGCACCCAGCCCAACAAUGGCAAAGACGGAGACGUGUCGGUCUCGAGCUCACAAAAGGCGUUUCCCGACCGGGUAGACGUUGACCGACGCGGCACUGCUGCGGACGAGGAGGAUCUCACAGCGUUUGACUCGCGACGAAACUCGGCCAAGGCUGUCUCCGGCGCCGACGAAGGGCAAGGCCACGAUGCUAUCGGCGUCAGCAGGGUCGAGGCCUUCAACAAGAUCCUCUACCAGUCGGGCAAGUCUGGCCGGACCUUGCUCUGGCUGCUCGGCAUCUCCAUCGGCCUGACCAUGUUCGCCUACGCCCUCGACCAGGGCAUCACCUCGACCAUCUUCACCACCAUGGCCAGUUCCACCUUCGGACAGCACAGCUCGCUCGCGGCCGUCAGCACCGCCAGCCAGAUCAUCCGGGCCAUCAGCAAGCCCUUCAUCGGCAAGCUGGCCGACAUCACCUCGCGCCCCACCACCUACACCGUCAUCCUCGUCUUCUACGUCGUCGGCUUCGCCGUCGCCGCCAGCUCGAGCUCCUUUGCCGCCUACACCGUCGGCAUCUGCUUCACCUCCGUCGGCAAGUCCGGCCUCGACCUGCUGAGCGACAUCAUCGUCGGCGACCUGACCCCGCUGCAGUGGCGAGGCUUCUUCGGCGCCGCCCUCUCGAUCCCCUUCGUCGUCACCGUGCCCGUCAACGGCUUCAUCGCCGAGGGCUUCGUCGACAACUGGCGCUGGGGCCUGGGCAUGUUCGCCAUCCUCGUGCCCGUCUUGCUCCUGCCGGCCAUCGUCACGCUCUACUCGAUGCAGCGGCGCGGGGAAAAGCUGGGCAUGGUCACCAUGGCCGCUUCGAAGCGCCUUCGGACUGGGGCCGGUGACUCUGACGAAGAAGCCGUUUACAAAUCAAGGGGGUUCGCCUACUGGGUAAAGCUCUUGUACGAGGGACUGAUCGACAUCGACAUCAUUGGCCUGGCAAUCCUCGGAGCAUCCUUUUCGCUCAUUUUGCUGCCCUUCACGCUUGCCAAGGAAGCUGACGGGGGCUGGGGCAACGCCGGCAUCAUCGCCAUGCUCGUCGUCGGCUUCGUUCUGCUCGUUGCCUUUAUCCUCUACGAGAUGUACCUCUCCCCGAAGCCGCUCAUGACGAAGCGCAUCAUCCAAAACCGCACGUUCCUCGCCGCCGUCACCAUCUACACCUUCAACCAGAUGGCCUCGGCCGUCCGCAACACCUACUUCUCCUCGUACAUCUACAUCAUCAAGGAGUGGUCGACGUACGAGUGGACCAUCUUCUUGGGCAUCACGACUAUGGGACUCAGCCUCCUGGGACCCAUUGUCGGGCUCAUCCAGAGACGCACCCAUCGGUACAAGUCCAUGAUGAUCUUUGGUGCAGUGGCAAGACUCAUCGCCUACGGCCUCCUGGUCCAGCCCGACGGCCGGAUGAUCCAGGACACGGCCCGCCUCGUCAUCGCCCAGCUCACCUUCUGCCUGGGCUCCUUCAACGUCGUCGGCGCCCGCGUGGGCAGUCAGGCCUCCGUGCCGCACGAGGACAUGGCUUCCAUCAUCGCCCUUCUCACGCUUUGGUCCACGCUGGGCUCGUCCGUCGGCAGCGCCGUCUCGUCGGCCAUCUGGACCAGUGAGAUGCUCGACCGCAUGCACAUGGAGAUGCCCGGGGUCGACGACGCCACGGUUGCGAAGCUCUACGGGAACAUAAAGAAGCUGCGGACCACGUACGACUUUGAUCACCCCGUCAGGCAGGGCGCCAUCCGUGCCUAUGCCUUUGUCAACGGCCACAUUGCCGUUACCGCCCUUCUCUUGUCUGCGGUACCCUUGUUUGCGACCUUCUUCAUGCCCGACUUCUACCUGGGCAAGCAGCAGAACGCCGUCACAAACAGGGGCCUCGAUGGCGAGGUUGUUGACAUACCGCAGAGGCAGUCUAGUAAUGAUGGCGGUGAGGCUGCGCAAGCUAACGAAGAGCCAAAGCCGCUCUACCGGAGGUGGCUUGCCGCCUACCGCAGGGACGUGUAG
Messenger RNA from Colletotrichum higginsianum IMI 349063, 2034 nucleotides. Its product is annotated as Siderophore iron. NCBI's taxonomy places the organism in Eukaryota, Fungi, Ascomycota, Sordariomycetes, Glomerellales, Glomerellaceae. The record is from RefSeq and is a predicted model, not a curated record. The transcript has a single exon. Gene Ontology annotation, biological process: transmembrane transport. Bases 1 to 2034 code for a protein of 677 amino acids. Gene Ontology annotation, molecular function: transmembrane transporter activity.